UUGCAGUUCAGCACUUUCGAUUGGUUGGUAACUGAUAUAUAUCAUUUACAGUUUUUCUACAGAAUUCUGCCAACAGAAUCUUUGGAUCAAUAUCAUCUUCCUUCUCCCAAAAAAGCCAGUGUUAAGAACUCCAACCUUAAAUAUGAAGAAUCAGAGUUGGCAGACCUUCUCAAACUGAUAGACUGGCCUUCACCUCCAUCUUCCAUUACCAACUUCAGUCUUUCCACCAACCCCAAGCAGUGCUGGUAUGAGCUGAUGAAUCCACGUUCCAUAUACAGCAUUGGAGAAACAUUAGAAGUUCUUAUCACAGCCAAAGAUCACUAUGGAAAGCUUAAGUCCUAUGGUGGGGACUUCUUCCAAGCCAAGCUUCAUUCCAGAAAGGUUAAAGCUGGGGUCACAGGACAUGUAAAGGAUCUUAACAAUGGCACCUAUUUAGCAACAUUUCUUCUUCCAUGGGAAGGGGAGGCCCAGGUGAACAUCCGGUUGAUUCACUCAAGCGAGGCUGUGUGUGUCCUGAAGAACAAACGAGAAAGCCAUCCAGAAAAGGUGUAUUUUAAUGGAUAUUUUCAUUUUAAUGGGAGCAGUGAAGUAAAAGAGUGUAACAUUGCAGUCCGAGGAGGAGACGUAUGUAACUACAGUGAUCCUGUGACUGGGGACCCCUGGCAGUGCUUAAAACCCCAGAAGAUGCCAUGCGACUCAUUGGUCUAUCACUCCAUGGGCGGGUACCGCACAGUCACCAACUCACUGGAGGAUUCUUUUUUCAGAAGAUCUGUCACUGCUCAGAAUAUUAAAGGAGCUUUUACUUCAAUCAAGAUAGAGCCAGCCACCAACUCUACUGGUCUCACAUCUAGACUUCAAGUCUGUUCUCCUGGCCAGGAACCAAGUCAACCUUCUGGGUUUUAUUAUAAUGACAUCUGGACAUCGUUGGUCUGUCUGGGGAGACAUUUUCCCAGUCCAUCUGAUGCUCGUGACUGCCUUAAAGGGAAGGACAUACACAUGUUUGGGGAUUCCACUCUACGUCAGUGGUUUGAGUAUCUGGAAAGAUUCAUACCAACUCUAAAAAGAAUUGAUCUGCAUGUAAAUUACCAGUCUGGCCCCUUGCUAGCUGUGGAUCCAGACGUUGGCCUGGUGAUGAGAUGGCGGGCACAUGGAAAGCCUCUGCGCACUGCCAAGACUAUGAUCUCUGACCUGCACUAUGAGGCAGCCCAUCUGUAUGGGAUUGGUGGUGGACCACAAACUGUCGUGGUCUUUACACUGUGGGCCCACUUCACCACAUACCCAGUCAGUGUAUAUAUACAGAGGUUGUUUAGGUUACGGAGGGCGAUUUCCUCUCUGCUUUUCCGGAGUCCUAAGACCACUGUGCUGAUUAAGUCGGCUAACACUGGCUACAAAUCGAUUUAUGGCAGCGACUGGCUCUCCCUUCAGCUGGACAUUUUACUCAGAGCUAUCUUCAAGGGCAUGGCUGUAACUAUCCUGGAUGUUUGGGACAUGACCUCCUGCCAUUACCUUCCUGAUAAUAUCCACCCAGGAGCUCCAGUUAUCAGAAACGAAGUGGACCUCAUGUUGUCCUAUAUCUGCCCCAAAUGAGCUCAUACAGGCAUUUAGAUCCAAAACUAAAACAAACUUUUUGAGGCCUUCCAUUAUACACAGUCUAAGCUGUUACUGUGGUACCACAGUAUCUUCCCAGAGACUAUUAUCCACUAUUACUAUAGGCACCAUCUCUCCCUACUAUACCUGCUAUCCCACAGUCAC
Molecule: messenger RNA, 1752 nt
Organism: Xenopus laevis (African clawed frog)
Lineage: Eukaryota; Metazoa; Chordata; Amphibia; Anura; Pipidae
Product: NXPE family member 3-like
Exons: 5
Source: RefSeq, a predicted model, not a curated record